Molecule: messenger RNA, 859 nt
Organism: Arabidopsis arenosa
Lineage: Eukaryota; Viridiplantae; Streptophyta; Magnoliopsida; Brassicales; Brassicaceae
Source: the annotation of a GenBank genome assembly
AUCAUCAGGACAAGUUACAAAGACAAAGGCGUAUUGAGGAAUUAGAAGAGAAGAUGCUCGAAACACUUAAUGCUUUUACGAAUGACCAAAAGAAGAGUCCAGCCAAUCGCCAACCUAUUGGUACUGAAGAAGCGAAGAAGAGGCCAAGUUGUCCUGAGGAGGAAUUAGCUAUUCCAGAGCCAGAAUCAGCUCAACCUUUACCAUUCUGCGAAGAACCUGAGAUGCUGCAAGAAAAAGCUGAGAGCAAUAUCAAGCAGAAUGUCGAGACUCAACCAGACACAUCAGUUCAAGAGCAAAUGAAGAACAACCUGAGGAGCAUCUUACCUUUCCCAGGGAUGUUUGUGAAAGCUCAUGAAAAACAGGUUAAGGAUGCUAUUCCAAACGCUAGGAGGAGUUAUGCUUUUGCUAAUCCGUUUGAUUAUGGAUCAAAGGAGUACAUGGAUCAGCCAAGGUCAAAAAUGAAAGAAAGCAAAGAGAGAGACUUGGAUUUGAGGUCAAAUCCCUUUCAAGUGGAGGGGGAUGAUAUGAUCAUGCAUGAGCAAGGAGCUGAAGAAGAACUAGAACAUGAGCUUAACCAUACAUCAUUCAACUCGAUCGAGCUUGGUACUACACAUAGAAUCAACUUGGAAAAGGAGCUCGAGCUUGGACCGGAUGAAGCAUUGAUCAUACAAACAGGUCUUAUGACUUGGUCUAAAGCCAAGAAGAUGAUCUUUGAAGUUGGAGAAAGACUCCCAUGUUCUAUCAAGGGGAACCCACCAGACACAUUACUUGAGCAGAGGAACAUUCCCAAGGUUUUAAAGCAUCCUUAGAGCACAUGAGAAGUACUGAAAGGAGAGAGGAAUACACUCAAUUCAAGCCA